GCUCACUACAUCAUCAACAUAAAAACAAUUUUCAACAAGCCUAUUGAUUACACACUAGUGAGGCAAAUAAUAAUGUGGGUACAUUAUUAUACCCUGUCCAUUCCACCUCGGCAUUAGGUAGUGAAGAAAGUCUACGACAUCGUAUUAAACGGACAUAACAGAAGUCCAGUACAUCUCACGCAUAGGGUCGGCAGGACGAAAGAGAGAAAAGUCAGCAAUUUCAAAAAGGAAAAUCUAUGCUUUAAAUGAACACCUUGCUGAGCUCAACUGCUGGUGGAAAUUUCUUAGCUCCUUUUUUCUGUUUUCUCUUGGUUCCUGUUAACGCUACGAUGUUUUGUGGGGAAGGCGUUUCAGCUGCUGUUAUUUUCUGUGUGCGGAGUAGUUGCUUCCCUUGUGAAGUUGGACAAUCAGUUACGUCCCCUGAACAGCAACGGCAAGCUACCGAAGCUUUGAUUUCGACUUUGCAGUCCAUUGAAAAGUACUGCGAGAAUCUUACACAGUACAGAACUACUGUCGGUACGCAUGAAGGAUAUAUGACAGAAAGUUACUCAAGGUUUAGAAGAAUACUUAGGGAUACGACAAUGGGUGAAAGAGAUGAAGAUAUCCCUGAACGGUUUUUAAAGUCAGCAAUAGAUGGUGAUAAAGAUGACAAGAAUCAAGGAGAUCAGCGAAGGGCAGAACUUGAAAUGAAAAUCCGACACAGAGUGGCUUGUGAAGCUAAAGCAUUUGACAUUGUCAAUCGUCUAAUUGAGGAAACUGUGUCAGAGGAAUAUUUACAGAACUGUUGCCAGUUCAUAGAUGGAAGCCAUUAUGCAGACAUUGAGGAGGAGAGAGCCAUCACUCGUAUUUGUGGUUACCCUCUUUGCAACAAGAGGCUUGAACAAAUACCAAAGCAGAAAUAUCGGAUUUCAACGAAGUCUAACACAGUCUAUGACAUCAGUGAAAGAAAGAAUUUCUGCAGCAACCAAUGUUACAAGGCAUCAAAGCAUGUUGCAAAGCAAGUGCCAAGUAACCCUGUGUGGAAUCGAGAAAAUGACCCAAAACAAAAAAUUCAUUUCCUGGACAAAAACAACCGAGGUGCAGUGGGAGAGGAAGUAAUUGGCACACAUAUGCUUACAGUGAGAGAAGAGCUGAGAGCUCUAGAGAGACUUGAUCAACUGCAUAUUAGUGACACAAGCAGUGCAAAUGAAGAUGCAAGUAGUGUUGCCAGUAAAGCAUCAGAAAAUAAUCCUCAGAAAUUUUCUACACAAAAACAGCAAGGGGAAUCUAAAACAGAAUAUCUUAUGCACUUGAUGAGCAGCAAAAAAAAUCUGUUUUCCACAAUGGCAGAUGUUCAGUUUGCUAAUGACAUGUCUAAUCAAGCAGUUAUUUCACAUGACCAAACUCCAACAAUCAGCACUGUGCUUAAGGAGGAUGAAUCACAAAUUUCAAAUCCAGGCUCAGAACAGCUUGAAGGAAGUGCAUCACAGAAAACAGAUGAGAAAACUGUUGAUAUUGAAGACAGGGAUUCUAAACCAUUCUGUAUGGUCAGAAGCAAUGCAGCUUUGAAAUCCCAUAAAUCAACCACAUCAAUACUUGAUAGUGUUUGUGAAAUCAUCUCCCACUGGAUCACAGAAGAGACCUUGCUUUUGCUGGGUUUCUCUGCUAGAGAAGAUCCAGCUUCAGACAUGUUAGGUCAUGUGCAUGGUGACCCAGACAUACAGCCAAGCCACAAAAACUUAUGCCAGCGACUGGCUGGUCAAGAGAAGGACUUUGAGGAAUUUCUUGAAGGGGAGGGUGUAUCAGAGAAGGAUGCAGCAGAUUCUUUGAAGCCCAUUCCCAGCUUUGAGAAGGUUCAGAAAAAGUCUCAAGAAUACCAGCUGAAAGUCAGAGAGUUUUAUGGAAGUUCCCAACUGCUAAAGAUUAAAAGGAAAUCAGAUGAAGGUGACAGUUCCAAGAGCAGGGAGGCAGGGAUGAAGCCAGUUCAGCUUCCUGCCGUUGACUCUUACAAUCAGAUGCUUAUCCGGAGACGAAUUGUACUUGAAAAGCUUGACAGGGUAAUGCCUUCUCUUCUACCUCCUCUUGAUUUGGCAAUUCAAGAUGUUUCUAGUCUCCUACGUGAAAUGAUCUUCACUUUUAGUUUCACCAAUGAAAGCAUCAUUUUUAAACCUGCCGAAUGGAAUCUUGUAGGCAUGGUGUUGCUGAAGAUGCUUGCAAGAAAGUAUAGUGUGGUUGCAUCAUCAUUUGAGAAAUCAGCCCACAAGAUGACAUUUGACUUGGUUCUGACCAAGCUUGGCCAUUCAUUAGAUUCAUUGGACAAGCUUGUGACUGAAAUGUUGCUUUGCUGUCACAGACACUUUCAACAAAAUGUCUCUUGAAUUGAUAUGAGGCAUGCUUAUGCUUCAGAAGUGUUAAAGGAGUUCAUUAGGCUGUGUCUGCCAAAAAUACACAAACCUUUCCCAACUGAGAAUUGUUUCAUUUUUUUUAAUUUGUGGUGGAGGAGAGCUAUGACCAAAGCUGUUUAUGUGAUCUGCUUAACUCCCAGAUAAUAGAAAAUUAAAAUGAACCGGCCUAC
Messenger RNA from Pomacea canaliculata, 2554 nucleotides. Its product is annotated as putative RNA polymerase II subunit B1 CTD phosphatase RPAP2. Lineage: Eukaryota; Metazoa; Mollusca; Gastropoda; Architaenioglossa; Ampullariidae. Gene Ontology annotation, cellular component: nucleus; cytoplasm. The transcript has 10 exons. Gene Ontology annotation, molecular function: RNA polymerase II CTD heptapeptide repeat phosphatase activity; RNA polymerase core enzyme binding. Bases 246 to 2357 code for a protein of 703 amino acids. The record is from RefSeq and is a predicted model, not a curated record.